This is a messenger RNA of Aedes albopictus (Asian tiger mosquito), 970 nucleotides long. Its product is annotated as splicing factor C9orf78-like. Bases 94 to 963 code for a protein of 289 amino acids. The record is from RefSeq and is a predicted model, not a curated record. Gene Ontology annotation, biological process: mRNA splicing, via spliceosome. Lineage: Eukaryota; Metazoa; Arthropoda; Insecta; Diptera; Culicidae. Gene Ontology annotation, cellular component: spliceosomal complex. The transcript has 5 exons.
UAUUUUGUCCCGCCACCAAGCCCGCCUGUCACUGUCGUUAACAGGACAAAACAACCAAACCACUCGCUGCUACACAACAUUAAAACUAUUACAAUGUCCGACGAUGAGCAGCCGCCAGUGAAAGUGGAGUUCAAGCCAAAAGCAAGAAAGCAAUUCCGGAAACGCAUCAAAUCCGAAGACGAAGACAAACCCGAUGACGAUGUUUUGUCCAAACUGGAGGAAACCAAGGAAAAGCAGAAGCUGCGGAACAAACCCAAUGGAGUAAACAUUAUGACUUUGGCGGUUGGCAAGAAAAUUACCGUAGAAGAGGAAGUUACCAACAAAGACUUGUUCAACGCAAAAGCAGGAGGAAUGGUAAACAUGCAAGCACUAAAAUCCGGUAAAAUCAAAGCCGUCGAUGACGCUUACGAUACGGGAAUAGGAACGCAAUUUUCGGCCGAGACAAACAAGCGAGACGAAGAUGAGGAAAUGAUGAAAUAUAUUGAAGAACAGUUGAGCAAGAAGAAAGGAGUUGCCAAGGACUCCACUGAAGAGCCACAGCCAGAAUCAUCCCACAAAUAUCUCAGCCCAGAAGAAGCAGCACUACUGUCGUUACCUGCGCAUCUGAGUCAGACGUCGUCACAACGGUCAGAGGAAAUGUUGUCCAACCAAAUGCUGAGUGGCAUCCCGGAAGUUGAUCUUGGCAUUGAAGCUAAAAUCAAGAACAUUGAGGCAACGGAAGACGCGAAAAUUAAGUUUAUGCAAGAGCAGCAGCGAAAAAAGGAUCUGCCGUCUCAUUUUGUGCCCUCCAAUAUGGCGGUCAAUUUUAUGCAGCAUAAUCGUUUUAAAAUUGAUCAACCGGUGCAGCAAAAGCGACGUUACGCCGAAGUACAGCAGCAUCGUUCCGGAGAUGAUAAAGUUCCGAAAAAGGCAACUGAUGAUUAUCAUUUCGAUAAAUUUAAGAAACAAUACAGAAGGCACUGAAAUUUAA